Messenger RNA from Biomphalaria glabrata, 1125 nucleotides. Its product is annotated as probable G-protein coupled receptor B0563.6. Gene Ontology annotation, cellular component: membrane. Gene Ontology annotation, biological process: G protein-coupled receptor signaling pathway. The transcript has a single exon. Lineage: Eukaryota; Metazoa; Mollusca; Gastropoda; Planorbidae. Gene Ontology annotation, molecular function: G protein-coupled receptor activity. The coding region runs from base 1 to 1125 and encodes 374 amino acids. The record is from RefSeq and is a predicted model, not a curated record.
AUGGCCACAACGGGGAGGUCGGCCAACGAUCUCGACACGAAUUUCAACACGUCUUUUGGAGCAAUGACAUCCGCUUUGCUAAUGGCGAGCCUGCAGGCGCCUACAGAAUCUCCAUCUCGCGCCCAGGACAGCGCCAUAGUGAGUGUGAACGACUUGACCACAAUUGAAUGGAUCUUUGCUUUUGUGGCCGUACCCAUGGUCUCGAUCCCUGGUCUUGUAGGCAAUGUCUCCAGCUUAAUCGUCCUCUACCGCCACGGCUUCAAGAAGACCUCGAAUAUUUUACUGGUGGCGCUGUCUAUAGCAGACGCCUGCUAUCUCAUCGGAGUCAACAACAUCCCAGCAUUCAUGCAUGAAUAUUCAACCGGUCGCGGCUUUCACUAUUCAGUCACAUCCUGCUACGUACUCUACGGCCUUUAUAGAUUGUAUCGUCUGCUGGAGCUCUGGGGUAAUUGGACGUCCUUGACAUUGCCUGUACUGAUCACCAUUGAACGUCUGGUGGCUGUGUACCAUCCUUUCAAAUUCCCUCUGCUUGUUACCCCUAGAAGGACGCUGGUAGCUGUCGUGAUCUCCUACCUUCUGUGGCUGCCUCUGAACGUCUAUUAUUUCUUCCUUGAAGAUCUUGUCUUCGUGCAGCAAGGAGGCGUAAUCGUCGGGCGUAUCGUACCCACACGAUACUACCAGGAUAAAGCUUGGUAUUCGGUGUACUUGUCCGUGAAAAAAGCAGCUAUUAUCCUGAGCGAGCCGAUCCCGAUACUACUGGUAGUGAUCGGCUGCUUCAUGGUCGGAGUGAAGAUCCGGUUGGCUCACGCGAAGCGGCGGAAGAUGAUGUACUUCGUGUCCUCCGUCACCAACGCCAGGGCGACGCCGGCGUUUCGCACCUCCUGGACGCUGCUGCUGGUGUGCAUCGUCUACAGUAUCACUAUCGGCACAGCUUUCUUUCUGGAGAUGGGCAUUUCGGUGGAUGUCAGCUUCACCGCAAACAUCGUCUUGGCUGCAGCCAUUCGACUGGUCAAGUGCAUUCACAGUUCCUGCAACUUUUUUAUAUACAUCUACAUAAACCGGAAUUUUCAGGAGACGUACCGGUCAAUUUUUGCUUCUUGGGUACGUAAACAUGGACAUAAGUAA